CACAGUAAGUGAAUACUGAAUAGUGAGUUAAAUCAUCUUCUCGCAAGUCUCAUAUCAUGGCUCAACAAUCCACUAAACGACCCUUGAAAAUCAUCGCCGGCGCCGAUUCCUUCGGCUGCAACCUCAAAGACGUCUUAGUCUCUCAACUCCGUGCACUAAACAUCCAAGUUGAAGACCUCGGAACAGACAAAUACUACUCUGUCGGCGAAGAAAUCGGCCGCCGAGUUAGUCAAGCCGCUGAUGACCCCGCCGUUGAAACUCGAGGACUCCUCGCAUGUGGUACCGGCGUUGGAGUCGCUAUUUUCGCUAACAAGUUCCCCGGUGUCUAUGCCGCCACGUGUCUUAACACGGAUGAAGCCCGGAAUGCUCGUUCCAUCAAUAAUUGCAACGUUCUCGCUGUUUCCGGUAUGAAUACCACGCCGGAGGUAGCUUCCGACGUUCUCAAGACGUUUCUGGAAACACCGUUUAAGUCUCCUUGCCCCGCUUCUGGAUCUAACCCAUGGCCCGACGAGAUCGACCAAUUUUUAGAAAAUUCAAUCCACGAAAUGAACAAAAUCGGUACUCCUAAACCAGUGGAAUCCUCUAGUGAUUGCCAUCUUUGUUCAUUGGUGAAGUCUAGAGAGUUCAAUGCUGUGGAUAUAAUGCCUGGUGGUUCAAUUUCUAUAGUGAGGGAAAGUCCUACUUCAGCAUUUGUGCGUUUCACUGCGGGGAGCGUCGAGCCGGCGCAUCAUCAUACAUUCGGGCAUGAUCUUGUGGUGUUGAAAGGUAGUAAAAGGGUUUGGAAUUUGAGUAAAGGGGAGAGAUAUGAUUUGGGUAUUGGGGAUUACUUGUUUACUCAAGCUGGGGAUGUGCAUAGAGUGAAAUAUUUUGAAGAUACAGAGUUCUUUAUCAAGUGGGAAGGACAGUGGGAUUUGUUCCUGGAUGAGGAUCAUGCUGCUGCCAAUGCUGCCAUUGAUAAGGAGAAGGAGAACUCAUUAAUCCCAACAAACAAGUAAGGUGUACAGAUCGAAUGGUGGCAUAUGCGUAUGAUAUUCACGACUAAGAUAUAUGAGCGCUCUAUCAAGGAAAUGGUCUUCUCCAGCUUGAUGCAAAUAUUGUAAUGGCAGUAUAUAUGUUCGUUUUUUUGUUUUGUUUUGUUUUCGACUAUGAACCUGCAUGUUAGGAGUUCAUGGUUGCUAUGAUAUAUGUAAUACUACUACUUUAUGAACUUUACUUUUAAUUCUCCUGUGUAUAUUAUGAGUUGCAAUGAUUUAAUUGGAGUCAGGGAUAUAAAUAAACUUUUCUUUAACCUUAUACUA
Molecule: messenger RNA, 1298 nt
Organism: Solanum lycopersicum (tomato)
Lineage: Eukaryota; Viridiplantae; Streptophyta; Magnoliopsida; Solanales; Solanaceae
Product: DNA damage-repair/toleration protein DRT102
Biological process (GO): carbohydrate metabolic process
Molecular function (GO): isomerase activity
Source: RefSeq, a predicted model, not a curated record